AUGAGAUCUCACGCGUUGCUCGCAUUGGUCUUGUGCCUCUUUGCAGCAUUCGCAGCUGCCUGGACUAAAGAGGACGACGAAAUCUUCCGCAUCCGUGACGAAGUUGCUAAAGCAGACGGCGCCAAUGUCACCUUCUACGAUCUCCUCGGUGUCAAGCCCAGCGCGUCUCAAGACCAAUUGACUCAAGCCCUCCGCAAGAAGUCGCGCGAACUUCACCCUGACAAGGCCCGCAAGCCAUCCAACAAGGAGAUUGAGGCACACUUGAAGAAGGUCACCGCCUCCUACCAGCGUCUCUCGGUUGUUGGAAAGAUGCUCAAGGGCCCCGAGCGCGAGCGUUAUGACCAUUUCUUAAGGAACGGAUUCCCAGCAUGGAGGGGCUCUGGCUACUACUACGAGCGCUUCCGUCCUGGCCUCGGCUCAGUUAUCGUCGGUCUACUCGCUGGAGAGUUUGCGGAGAGAUACAUUCGCCAGGCACGCAAGACUGCUUGGGGUGAUGAGAGUGGUCUUCAGGGCAUCCCUAGAGUCGAUGACACCGCCGCACCUGUAAACGCCGAACAGUUCGAGAAGGAUUCGCCCGAGGAUACACCAGAGGAGCUAGGCCCACGCAACCGUAGGGAGAGGCGCGCUAUGGAGAAGGAUGCUCGCAAGCCCAAGAAGGCGCAAGCUGUCAAGAAGGCGCGUGCCGAUGGUAUCAGCACCCCGGUUGAGGCAGAGGUAAUCUCUGGUCCUCAGGGAGCCAAGAAGCGCAUCGUCGCCGAGAAUGGCAAGGUCUUGGUCGUCGACUCCGUUGGCAAUGUCUUCUUGGAGAUUGAGAACGAGGAUGGAAUGAAGGGCGAAUAUCUGGUCGACCCCGAUGAGGAGCCCAAGCCUACUAUCUACGACACCCUCCUGUUUAAGCUACCCAAAUUUGCCUACAACCAAUCAGUUGGGCGCGUCCUCGGAAAGAAAGAGAUGAUCGACGAGCCAUUGCUCGAGACCUCCAACCUCACCGAAGAGGAGGCCGCCAUCCAGAACGCUACCGCAUCCAACCUCAACGGCGAGGCGAGAAAACGCAAGGCCAUGGCCAAGAAGGCAAGGUAG
Alternaria atra is the source of this 1080-nucleotide messenger RNA. RefSeq lists its product as uncharacterized. The record is from RefSeq and is a predicted model, not a curated record. Bases 1 to 1080 code for a protein of 359 amino acids. The transcript has 5 exons. Gene Ontology annotation, cellular component: endomembrane system. NCBI's taxonomy places the organism in Eukaryota, Fungi, Ascomycota, Dothideomycetes, Pleosporales, Pleosporaceae.